UUUUUACCCGGAAGCCACGGCCGCCGGAGUCCGCGCGGAGCCUACGCUGCUGCGGUGGAGCCGGGCGCCCUCAGCCCGGGCCGUCGGGUCCCCCUGCGGGGCGGGACGCUGAGCUCGGAGUGGCGGGGAGCAUGGUGCCGAGCGGCCCCUGGCCCGUCGCGCGCCGCCGCCAGUGAGCCCCGCGUCGCCGCGGGCGGCCGCCCAGCAGCGGCCCGGGCCGGGCCAGGCGACACCGCCCGCGAGGCGGGGAGUGCUGCUGAGAAUAAUGUUGAGUAUCAACCCCCUGGAGAACCUGAAGCUGUAUAUCAGCAGCCGGCCCCCACUGGUGGUCUUCAUGAUCAGUGUGAGCGCCAUGGCCAUCGCCUUCCUGACCCUGGGCUACUUCUUCAAGAUCAAGGAGAUCAAGUCACCAGGCAUGGCAGAGGACUGGAAUACUUUCCUGCUGAGGUUUAAUGAUUUGGACUUGUGCGUAUCAGAAAAUGAGACAUUGAAGCAUCUAUCCAAUGACACCACAACUCCAGAGAGCACAGUGACCAGUGGGCAGGCCCGAGUGUCCACCCAGGCUCCACAGGCCCUGGAAGACUCAGGCCCAGUCAACAUCUCAGUGGCUAUUACCCUAACCCUGGACCCGCUCCGACCCUUUGGAGGGUACUCGCGCAAUGUCACCCACUUGUACUCCACCAUCCUGGGCCAUCAGAUUGGACUUUCAGGCAGGGAGGCCCAUGAGGAGAUAAAUAUAACCUUUACCCUGCCUGCAGCCUGGAGCUCCGAUGACUGUGCCCUUCAUGGCCAUUGUGAGCAAGUGGUGUUCACAGCCUGCAUGACGCUCACGGCCUCCCCCAGCGUCUUCCCAGUCACCGUCCAGCCCCCUCAUUGUGUUCCUGACACGUACAGCAACGCCACCCUCUGGUAUAAGAUCUUCACUACUGCCAGAGAUGCCAACACAAAGUAUGCGCAAGACUACAACCCUUUUUGGUGUUACAAGGGAGCCAUUGGGAAAGUCUACCAUGCUUUAAAUCCCAAGCUCACAGUGAUCAUUCCAGAUGAUGACCGCUCGUUAAUAAAUUUGCAUCUCAUGCACACCAGUUACUUCCUCUUCGUGAUGGUGAUCACGAUGUUCUGCUAUGCUGUUAUAAAAGGCCGACCCAGCAAACUGCGUCAGAGCAAUCCUGAGUUCUGUCCUGAGAAGGUGGCUUUGGCUGAAGCCUAACCCCAUAGCCUCGUUUUCUGAGAAAGACUGAACCAUAAUCAUUGCCUGCUGAACCCAGCUGGGGCCUGGCCACUCUGAAAACAAGACCUUGCAGUGUUGGUUAUUCCAGCCAAAGACAUUUCAAGUGCCUGUAACUGACUUGUACAUAUUUAUAAAAUCUAUUUGGAAAUCGG
Messenger RNA from Dipodomys spectabilis (banner-tailed kangaroo rat), 1383 nucleotides. RefSeq names its product transmembrane protein 248 (gene Tmem248). The transcript is spliced from 7 exons. The coding region runs from base 266 to 1210 and encodes 314 amino acids. The record is from RefSeq and is a predicted model, not a curated record. NCBI's taxonomy places the organism in Eukaryota, Metazoa, Chordata, Mammalia, Rodentia, Heteromyidae.